This is a messenger RNA of Halichondria panicea, 1007 nucleotides long. RefSeq lists its product as uncharacterized. The transcript has 5 exons. Bases 77 to 835 code for a protein of 252 amino acids. The record is from RefSeq and is a predicted model, not a curated record. Lineage: Eukaryota; Metazoa; Porifera; Demospongiae; Suberitida; Halichondriidae.
UUGCAGGCGCUAGGCUGGGCCGACUCCACCCACGGAAUAGCACUAACUUUCAGUUGGAUCAUCUGUGCUGUUGGGAAUGUCAGACUCUUCUGGAGAUGAAGGUGCCUUGCAGAUUGAUAUUGGGGGGAGCAGUGAGGGCAUAAAGGGUGGAAGUGGUAAGAUUGUUGCAGGGAAGGCCAAGAAAGGAUGGAAGUCUGGAGACGUUGUCUGGGCGAAGGUCACUGGCUUCAACUACUGGCCUGCACAGGUGUUAGAUGCUGUUGACGACCCACUGGUGCCGCACUGGCUGAAACAGCCACCUAGGCCAACCUUCAUGCUUGUGAGAUUUUUUGGAACAUACGACAUGCAAUGGGUUAGCUCUAACUCAGCGGAGACUUUUGCAAAAGGGUUAAAAAAGAAAUUUCAUAUAAAGAGCAAGCGGAAAGUAUUCGUUAAAGCCAUUAAAGAGGCUCGCUCCUUUCUGGACAAUGGUAGUCUCUCAGAGGGCAUGACUCUAAGACCCCCUGACCCUGUCGAAGACGAUCAACCAGUCUCUGCUGACGUUCAGCUACCCAAAUCCGAACAAGACCCACCCACUAUUACUGUCGACCCACUCUUGUCGAACCACACCAGACACACAUGUACGAUCCCAACCACUUCUCACACCAACCCCCCUCUCUCUGGAUCUCGUCGUAGGAAAGGCUCCACCCCUCGUCGGCUCUCCUCUAGCUCAUCAGCACGCAGCAGUGAGGGAAGGGACACUCCCUCAGAGGUGAAAAAGGCCAAACUAGAUGACGACGGAGUGCAAGCAUUCACUUGUGCACCGUUGCCACUCUCAACGGGUGGUCAGCAGUGAGUGUGUGGGAACACGCGAGCCUGCAGGAAUCAAAAUCAUAAUUAUCACAAGUCAAGUUUUCCAAGAACUCAAACCAAUGCUACAAGAACGUCAUGAUUGUAUGUAGUAAUAUAAUAAUUAUUGUGAAUACUGAUUUAUUUAGCUUACCAUAAUUAUAGCUGUUUAUUUUCAA